AAUGGCUAUUGCAUUGUUGGAAGAAUGGAUGAGGCAAGAGAAUUGGUAUCUGAAAUGGAGGCUAAAGGAGUGAAGCCUGAUGUUGUGACAUACAGUACGAUUCUCAGUGCGUACUGUAAGAGUGGCGAUACAGAUUCAGCGUUCCAAGUGAACCAAAAAAUGCUUGAAAAGGGUGUGCUUCCAGAUACAAUCACCUACUCAUCACUCAUAAGGGGUCUUUGUGAGGAGAAAAGACUAAAUGAUGCGCAUGUGCUCUUUGAAAAUAUGAUUAAACUCAGCCUAAUACCUGAUGAAUUUACCUAUACAUCACUUAUUGAUGGCCACUGCAAGGAGGGGAAUGUGGAGAAGGCUCUUUCUCUGCACGAUGAGAUGAUAAAGAUAGGAGUUCUUCCUGAUGUUGUGACGUACAGUGUGCUUAUUAAUGGCCUUAGUAAAUCAGCACGUACUAAGGAAGCUCAACGGUUGCUCUUCAAAUUGUAUCAUGAAGAUCCAGUUCCAGCAAAUAUUAAAUACGAUGCCCUGCUGGAUUGUUGUAGAAAAGCUGAGUUCAAGAGUGUGUUGGCUCUCUUGAAGGGAUUUUGCAUGAAAGGUUUAAUGGAUGAAGCUGAUAAAGUGUAUCAAUCCAUGUUGGACAGAAACUGGAAGCUUGACGGGUCUGUAUACAGUGUGCUUAUUCAUGGGCAUUGCAGGGGAGGAAAUGUGAUGAAGGCUCUCAGCCUCCAUAAACAAAUGUUGCAGUGUGGUUUUGCUCCAAAUUCAACAAGCACAAUUUCCUUGAUUAGAGGUCUACUUGAAAAGGGGAUGAUUGUGAAAGCAGAUCAGGUGACUCAACAGUUGUUGAGCUGCUGUUCUCUAGUAGAUUCAGAAGCAUCAAAGGCUCUCAUUAACCUCAACUUGAAGGAAGGUGAUGAGCAUGUGGCUAAUCCUCUGGAGUGCUGCAAAUCUCUCAGGUUUGACAGUUCCUAAUGGCACCACUGUGGUUCCCACAAUCAACCGUACAAUGAGAGCGUAUGACACUGCAAUAGUUGCUGCUGAGUAUAUCCUCAGGUGGCUUCCUAAAGGCACACAUGAGGUGGUCAAAUUGGUUACCCCUGACCCUGAGGAGCUUGCCCUAACGAUGCAAAAGGCUUAUGUCUCUGUCAAAGAGAUGGCAGGGUUUGUUUAUAAUCCGUUGGGUGGAGAGUGGUCCCUGUCAGAUGAUAUCAUUGUGAACUAUAUUGCUUUUAGCAUCAAGAAAAGCGAAACACCGUCAACAAGAUUUAUCAUAGUUGGAGGAAAAGAAUUUACCUUGAAUUGACGUGCAUCUUUCUAAGAAGACAAGCAUCUCACUUGAAUACUACUGCGGAUGCAACCAAAGUGCAAAAGAGAAUGUUUUCCCUAUCGUUUUUUUCUCGCCACGGACACGGGAAGCAUGGAGUAGCACUGUGAGUGUGAUGAAACUCCAUUGAGAAGUUGACGAAUAAACGAGUGACCACCGCUAGCAUGUAGAUGUAACUGUGAGGAAGCUCCAAAAUUCAUAGCUAAUUCACAGAAAACUGCUGUUACAACAAAUUGCUCAAGUCCUGUUAUAACAUAUAAGAGGUUGAAUGUCGGAUGUUGGUAUAUAUUAAGUUUUUUAUAACUAAUAAAGCUUUUGAUACAGAUUA
Messenger RNA from Setaria italica (foxtail millet), 1646 nucleotides. RefSeq names its product pentatricopeptide repeat-containing protein At5g39710-like. NCBI's taxonomy places the organism in Eukaryota, Viridiplantae, Streptophyta, Magnoliopsida, Poales, Poaceae. The record is from RefSeq and is a predicted model, not a curated record. The coding region runs from base 25 to 966 and encodes 313 amino acids. The transcript is spliced from 4 exons. Gene Ontology annotation, molecular function: protein binding.